Molecule: messenger RNA, 1018 nt
Organism: Peromyscus leucopus (white-footed mouse)
Lineage: Eukaryota; Metazoa; Chordata; Mammalia; Rodentia; Cricetidae
Product: dual specificity protein phosphatase 13
Exons: 2
Coding region: 296-853 (185 amino acids)
Biological process (GO): negative regulation of MAPK cascade; protein dephosphorylation
Cellular component (GO): cytoplasm
Molecular function (GO): MAP kinase phosphatase activity; protein tyrosine/serine/threonine phosphatase activity
Source: RefSeq, a predicted model, not a curated record
UUGUUUUGUUUAACCCUUGAAACAAUUCUCCAGGGCAGGUGUCUCCUUAACUUUACAGAAGACACCGAUGGAGGCAGAGAGUGACUUACAGGGUCUAAUUCCGGGUUCUCGGAGACUUUAGGGAUGGGAGCUGGCACCAGAGAAAUCGGACGCCUUGCCCUCGUUGUAGGCCCCUGGGACUUGCUGAAUCACUUCGCCCCACCUGUCGCUGCCAGUCUUUGGGAAGGAGGAACACAGGAGGGCAGAGAAGAGUGAGCUGAAGACGGCAGAGGCAGAGGGGUCGGUAGGCUGGCCCAUGGCUGAGGCCUCCACCCCAAAACUGGGGGAAGAAGCAGAAGCCACCCCUUGCCCCGGUGUCCUGCAGCUGGAAGAGCUCCUGAGGGCCGGGAGAGCCUCUUGUAGCCGCGUAGACGAAGUCUGGCCCAACCUUUUCAUAGGAGAUGCGGCCACGGCAAAUAACCGCUUUGAGCUGUGGAAGUUGGGAAUUACCCAUGUGCUGAACGCCGCCCACGGGGGACUCUACUGUCAGGGAGGCCCUGACUACUACGGCAGCGGUGUGAGCUACCUGGGGGUACCAGCCCACGACCUCCCUGAUUUCAACAUCAGCACCUACUUCUCCUCAGCAGCCGACUUCAUCCACCGUGCCCUCAACACACCUGGGGGUAGGACUUGGGGCCCAGUCCAUUUUCCAUUCUGCUCACUUGUGGGGCGGAGAUCCAAUUUCCCCUCAAUUCUCAGCAUCCUCCCAUCCCUAGUUUUUUGUCUUGUCCCCCCCCCCUUUCUCUCUCCCUCCCCCGGAGCUGAGGACCGAACCCAGGGCCUAGCACUUGCUAGGCAAGCGCUCUACCACUGAGCUAAAUCCCCAACCCCUUGUUGUUGUUUUAACAAUAUUCUGCUCUAGGCUUUAGCAUCUUAUCUAAUGGCAUUGCUUCACAGGUGGAGAAAGUUAGCCAGGCAGUGGUGGUGCACGCCUUUAAGCCCAGUGCUUGGGAGGCAGGUGGGUCUCUGAGAGUUCGAG